AUGGACGAGGGAGGCACGCACAACACAGAGGAGCCGUGUGGGGUGGUGCUUCGUGACGUGGAGUGUGGUGGGCGUGUGCUGCUGCGCCGCGGGGACCACAGCCGCGUGUACCGCGUGCACUGCGCGGCAAGGGGCAUCUGGCUUGGGCUGAAGGAGGAGGAGUGCAUCAAGCCGCUCGCCAUUGUUCGUGCAGUGGCGGCGAUACGGCGGUUGCGCUCAGAAUAUCUUUUGCGCCACUACGACGUCCGUGUGGAGGGUGACCGCACCGUUGUGACACUGACAGAGUUGAUGGACUGCAGCCUCAGCGACAUGCGCCGCCGCCACAGCAGGCUGACGGAGCCGCAGACGAAGGCCGUCGCAUUUCUCGUGUUACACGCACUCGAGGAUCUGCAUUCCAGGCUCAGCAUGGUUCACGCAGACGUGAGCCCCUCCAAUAUUUUGCUGAAGACGACGGGGGAGCUAAAAUUGGGUGACUUCGCCAGCGCGGUACGUGUGGACGAGGCGGUCGAAUACUUCGCUGGCACCGUUUUCUACACCCCCGUUGAGGUACUGAGGGACCGGCAGCUGGCCUCCAGACCGGCUAGCGAUAUUUGGGCGCUUGGGGUGACACUUUACGAGUGCGCGAGCGGCGAUCAUCCGUUCGUUGUGCCAUGCAACAAUGACUUCUGGUUUUUUUUGUUGGCGAUGGAGGAAGCAAAGAAAUCUGGGAAACAUCCGCAAAACGUGCCACACACCAGCGACGAAUUUUAUGACUUUUUCACCUCCGUGCUUCGGUGGGACCCCGCGCUGCGNCCAACCGCGAGGUCGCUGCUACACCACACUUGGUUCUCGCAGUUCAGCGUUGUUGCUGCGCACAAUGAGUUACGUCUGAUGGCUGACUGA
Trypanosoma grayi is the source of this 882-nucleotide messenger RNA. Its product is annotated as protein kinase. The coding region runs from base 1 to 882 and encodes 293 amino acids. The record is from RefSeq and is a predicted model, not a curated record. Gene Ontology annotation, molecular function: ATP binding; protein serine/threonine kinase activity. Gene Ontology annotation, biological process: protein phosphorylation. Lineage: Eukaryota; Euglenozoa; Kinetoplastea; Trypanosomatida; Trypanosomatidae. Gene Ontology annotation, cellular component: cytoplasm. The transcript has a single exon.